Haliotis rufescens (red abalone) is the source of this 585-nucleotide messenger RNA. RefSeq lists its product as uncharacterized. The transcript is spliced from 5 exons. The coding region runs from base 122 to 484 and encodes 120 amino acids. The record is from RefSeq and is a predicted model, not a curated record. Lineage: Eukaryota; Metazoa; Mollusca; Gastropoda; Lepetellida; Haliotidae.
UUUCGAAAAUUAUCAUAGUCAAUCGACAAGGGUAUAAAAGACUCCCUGUCAUCCUUGCUGCAUCACAAGAUCUCACAACAUCCUAGAAGUCAGCAACAUCUCCAUCCCUGUAAGAAUCAAGAUGCUGAGAAUCACAUGUGUUGUUUUCGUCCUGGCUGUUGUUGCCAUGGUAUCCGCAAGCAAAGGAUCUCUCACCCAGGCUGUCAUUAAGGCCAGAGUAGCUGCUGGAAACUCCAAACUUUCGGUGGGCAACGGUAACCUGUACCGUGAUGCUGAAGGCAUGGCCGAGUCAUGCGACAUUAGUGUGGUUGCUGACAUCAUCGGUGGAAUUGCCUACGCCGAUGCUGGGGAUUCCGCUGAUGAUGCUCUCGCAUUUGCAUCCAAACUGGGUGCCCAAGCUGGACCAGCUGACUCUUCUUCUAUCGCCUGUGAUUCUUACAAAUGCCCGGAUGGUAACGUCAUAGGAGCAUGUGCCUUCGAGUAGAAGAAACGAUUGAAGAUAGUUGCUGAACCGGACGGACAUUCUCAUGGAUAUUCAGUCGUAUUGUAAUGAGUUCAAUUGAUAAAUAAACGAUGAUCAUCAAA